AUGGUGCGUCAGCUCCACGAUGGCAUGACGCCGCGCGUCACGGACAAUGGAGUCACCUCAGAGGCAUUCGAAAUGACCAACGGUGUGAAACAGCGCUACGUCCUCACACCCCCCCUCUUCAGUCUCGUUUUCUCUGCCACGCUGACGGGCGCCUGCUGUGACGAAUGCCCUGGGAUCCGCAUCGUCUACAAGAGGGACAGCCAACUCCUCAACUGCCUGUGGGUGCACGUCCAGUCACGUUUAUCCACAACUAACGUCCAUGAACUUCUCUUUGCCGCCGCCUGCGACAACUUUGGCAUGGUAAUUAGCACGGAGGAGAUGGUGGUCAUGCAUCAACUGCCACUCGACGCUGUCUACGCCGCACCCCAAAUCAAUGUGAACGGCGCCCAACUGAAAGCCAUGGACAGUUUCACCUACCUAAGCAGCAUGCUCACUCGCAACACCAAAAUCGAAGAUGAAGUGACCCGCCCACGUCUCGGUCACCAGUCGGCCUUAUUGUACAUCUGCGUGCCAACUGCAACACCAGGACGACACCACCCGAUAUCCCCCGUCCACUUCUGCCUCGUUCCCCACGCCGACAAUCAACACUGA
Spirometra erinaceieuropaei is the source of this 591-nucleotide messenger RNA. Lineage: Eukaryota; Metazoa; Platyhelminthes; Cestoda; Diphyllobothriidea; Diphyllobothriidae. The record is from the annotation of a GenBank genome assembly.